GCGCCGGCGCCACAGCUGAUGCAUUCAUCCAUUCUGCACCGUGGAGGAGAGCCAUAAACAUAAGUCAGCACCAUGUCCAGACGCAGUGUUCGCCUCACCAGGGAUUCCAGCACAGUUGAACCAUCAGUCAGAGAACCACUAAAGAAAAGAAAGCCAGAGAACUCUAAUAAGAAGCUGCAACCUGCGCCAAAGAAACAGAGCUAUGAAAUACAGAAGUGCUGGUCGGAGGAUGGUUCCAGUCCCUGCAUUCUCAUCGAAACUCCCCACAAAGAGCUGGAGCUCUCGGACCCAUCCAGCUUCAAGCAGUACCGAUUCAAGAACCUCUUCAUCAAGGCCUCCCCCAUCCCUCGCCUGAGCUGGGCGAGCUCGGAUGAUGUGUGGAUUAAAAUGCUCAACAAGGAGUUGAAGUACGUUCAUGACAAGAGCUACUUGCAGCGGCAUCCCAAACUGCAGCCCAAGAUGAGGGCGAUUCUGUUGGACUGGCUGCUGGAGGUGAGUGAGGUCUACAGCCUCCACAGACAGACGGCCUACCUGGCCCAGGACUACUUCGACCGCUUCAUGCUGACCCAGCAGAACGUCGACAAAGAUUACCUGCAGCUCAUCGGCAUCUCGGCCCUCUUCAUCGCCUCCAAGAUCGAAGAAAUUUAUCCCCCUAAAAUGUUCGAGUUCGCCUACGUCACAGACGGCGCCUGUGACGUGUUGGACAUCCAGCGCACAGAGCUUCAUAUAUUAACGGCGCUGGACUGGAACCUGUGUCCAGAGACUCCCAUCUCCUGGCUGAAGCUCUACGUUCAGGUGGAAGCCCAGAAAGAUGGAGAGAACUUCCUAGAGCCGCAGUUUUCUCAGGAAACCUACAUCCAGAUCACACAGCUGUUGGAUUUGUGUAUGAUGGACAUCGCUUCACUGGACUACAGCUAUAGUGUUCUCGCUGCUGCCGCCUUCUGCCACUUCUCUACUUUUGACGUUGUUCAUAAGGUCUCCGGCCUCACCUGGGAGAGCGUGGUCCCCUGUUAUCAGUGGAUGAGUCCCUUCAUGGAGACGCUGCGCUCUGAAGCCAAACCCCAACUCAAGAACUUCCCCAAAGUCAAAGCUGAUGACAGACACAACAUCCAGACACACGUGGCUUAUCUGGACCUGCUGAGAAAAGCUCAGGAGCGUCGGGUCGAAAGCCCCGAAUGUCAGCUGUCGCCUGUUGCCGUGGGAAAGCUGCUGACCCCGCCCAGCAGCACAGAGAAGUCAGCCAAUCCCUGAGCGGCAUCCAGCAGCAGGACACA
This is a messenger RNA of Cyprinodon tularosa, 1274 nucleotides long. It is a transcript of the gene ccne2, whose product is annotated as cyclin E2. Gene Ontology annotation, biological process: regulation of cyclin-dependent protein serine/threonine kinase activity; G1/S transition of mitotic cell cycle. The record is from RefSeq and is a predicted model, not a curated record. Gene Ontology annotation, cellular component: centrosome; cyclin E1-CDK2 complex; cyclin E2-CDK2 complex. Bases 73 to 1251 code for a protein of 392 amino acids. Lineage: Eukaryota; Metazoa; Chordata; Actinopteri; Cyprinodontiformes; Cyprinodontidae. The transcript has 12 exons. Gene Ontology annotation, molecular function: cyclin-dependent protein serine/threonine kinase regulator activity.